Sporothrix brasiliensis 5110 is the source of this 720-nucleotide messenger RNA. RefSeq lists its product as uncharacterized. NCBI's taxonomy places the organism in Eukaryota, Fungi, Ascomycota, Sordariomycetes, Ophiostomatales, Ophiostomataceae. The coding region runs from base 1 to 720 and encodes 239 amino acids. The record is from RefSeq and is a predicted model, not a curated record. The transcript has 2 exons.
AUGAAGUUUCUCGUCUUCCUCCUGGCUGCCGCCGCCCAGGCACAUUACACGUUCCCGCGCCUGGUGGUCAACGGCAAGCCGGCCGAAGACAAGGACUGGCAGGUGACGCGCAUGACCAAGAACGCGCAGAGCAAGACGGGCGUGACCAACGUGGCCAGCGCGGACAUCCGCUGCUACCAGGCGCAGACGGCGCCGCUGGUGGCGUCGGUGCCGGCGGGCGCGACGGUGCACUACGUGGCCACGCAGCAGGUCAACCACCCGGGGCCGACGCAGUACUACCUGGCCAAGGUGCCGGCGGGCGCGUCGGUCAAGACGUGGGACGGGGCGGGCGCGGUGUGGUUCAAGUUCCACACGGAGGUGCCGCUGGCGAGCGCGGGCGCGGGCGGCAGCGGGGGCGGCAACGCGUGGGCGGCGCAGAACACGUACCAGACGGCCAAUGCGACGAUCCCGGCGGCGACGCCGAGCGGCGACUACCUGCUGCGGGUGGAGCAGAUUGCGCUGCACCAGGCGCAGACGGCCGACGGCGCGCAGUUCUACCUGGCGUGCUCGCAGGUGACCAUCACCAACGGCGGCGACGGCACGCCGGGGCCGCUGGUGGCGUUCCCGGGGGCGUACAAGGCCACGGACCCGGGGAUCCUGGUGAACCUGGGCCGGGUGUCGUCGACGACGUAUGUGCCGCCGGGGCCGCCGGUGUGGCCGGCGGCAGGCGUGACGUCGUAG